GCAGGUCCCUUGCUGCCAUCACCACUCGCCGCUCUGACGAAAAUACUGCACCUUUUUCUCCCCCUGCUCAUCACCCCGUCACUUCAACCGAGAUUGAUGCUCAUUGCCCGCGAAUAAUUACAAUGUUCCUGCACUCCGGCGCAAGUCUCCAUGGCCAUGAAUACUCGACUCGCUCGCCCUCCAACCCCCAAUCUCCCACCCACCUCCGAAGCCCACUAUUGCGCUCGGCCCUGUCGCCGCCGAAACAGCGCGCGCCUGCCUCCGCCGACGGGACACCGGCGCCCAUUCCUCGCCAGCGAGCGGUGUCGGACUACAUUCCGCGCGAUCCAAUGCCCGCCGUCCGCUUCCGAGAGGGGCAGGACGACCUGCCGCCAACGCCGUCGACCCACGAGGAUUCAAUAUCCGAGUCGGAGCUCAGCGACGUGACCUUUUCGAUCGACGGCGCUCUGUCUCCCCGUUCGGUCCGCUCCCGGCGGCCGCGCCGGGCUUCGCGAAAGGGCACGGCGUACUAUCUGGGAUACCCGGCGCCGAGGAUCAUCGGGAAGACAAAGGUCGUGCAGAAGGUCUUAUUGCCGCGAUUGCUCCUGCAGCUCCAGCAGGUCUCGCAGGAAGGGAGGUCAAAACCGGUCCUCGAGGUGUUCCCGGCUCUGCGCAUCACAGGGCCCGUGGUAGCUCCGCGGCUGACCAAGAAGUUUCCCGGUAUAUUCGGGGUCAAGCGCCAUCUCGGAUGCGACGACAUUGUGCUCCUGCGGAGGGACGACGGGGACGCGAGCUGGGAUGGGCCCGAUAGCGAAGCCGAGGAGAGCAUGGAGAGCAGGGAACUGCUGGCCGUCUUCAGCCCGUUGAAACACUCGAACGAGGCCGAGCUAGUGCUCAACGACGGAUCCGUGUGGAUGGCCAAACCGCUCCCCAACGGGAACUUUGACUUUGUCCACACCGACGCCGACGGCAAGGUCACGACUGCGCGAUGGGCACGCAGGCAGACGGCCGGCGGUGCUGUCUCUCCGACCACGGACUCGUCUAUCUCUUCGACUGCGCCUCAGGCGCGGUAUACUUUUAGCAUCAUAAACCCCCUGACCCGCCGUCAUCCCGUCAUGGCCACGCUCACCCCGUCCACGCUCAAUGUUUUCGACACGUACACAUCCGUCUCCCCAUCGCACGCGCGCCAGCGGCCCGUCAACCGCCCACGUCGCUCCCAAUCCGUGACCUCUCCGCCAACCUCUCCUCCAACCCCGGCCCGCGUUACUCCUUACUCCCCAUCCGACAUGUCGUUAUCCGGGUCGACCAGCGAUGGCGAGAACGGCUCGGCAAUCUGCAUCCCCCCGUCGCCAGAGGCCGAAGCGUCGAACCGAACAGUCCACCCGAUCGACGACCGUACCAAGACGCUCAUCUCGAUCACCGCCCUCUGGGUCUGUCUCCAGUCCGGUUGGCCGCAGAGCCACCAUUCUGCUCCGGUCAGCAACGGCGAGACGGCGGCAUCUUCGACGUCGCUGGCGGCGUCGUCCACGCGCCCCCGGGGCCGGAGCAGACGGAAUACCUGGACCACACGGUCCUCCUCCGCGUCGGAUACCCCGCAAUCGCCUACCGCCGAUCCGUCUCUUGCGCACGGGAAUCAGCCGUCCCGCGAGACGGCGAAAGAAGCCGCGUUUCGAAAACGGUCCUCGAUGCCCGUGCCGGUGCCGACAUCUACGCACCUAUCGGGAGAAGACAUCGGGGGCGUUGAAAGCUUCACGCCGCUGCUGUUGCUGCCGCAACCACCACGGCAACAGCUGUCGCCAGCUCGACCGCCCACUCGGAGGACGACGGUUUCGACGGCUCUUGACAGCCGCCCCCCCCAUGUCAGAUCAUCGCCGAAACGGGCGACUAGCCUGGGCGCCGCGUUCAUGCGUAAACGGUUGUUGGCGUCGUCGAGUUCUUCUAACUCGACCGUGGAUCGUGGCGAGGCGCCCGAGCAAGCCGGGACCGUCAGUGCAAAGCCCCAACUUCUGCCCUCGCUUGCUACUACGCAGGGCGAAGGGGGGACGAUAGAGGCCGAGACGGCGCCGCAGGGCGGUGAAAAACCUCUCGGCACCGGAGUCGGGGUGACGUUGGAUUCAGCGGCAUGUCGAGGAUCUGCUAGCGGAAGCAAAAAGAGCGGCGGCGGCGCUCGCUCCAAGCUUGUGCGGUGGAUGUAUAAGCUUAGGUCAUCUUCGUCUCGCUAGAAGUGGCGGAUAAGGAAGCUUCACUGUCCAACUGAGAGUACGGAGUAAUCAUAUUCUUUAAUCUUCUAGGCCAAUGGCGUCAUUUACCUAACCUAGUACAGUACCUACGGGGAAUAC
Molecule: messenger RNA, 2318 nt
Organism: Thermothelomyces thermophilus ATCC 42464
Lineage: Eukaryota; Fungi; Ascomycota; Sordariomycetes; Sordariales; Chaetomiaceae
Exons: 1
Coding region: 330-2201 (623 amino acids)
Source: RefSeq, a predicted model, not a curated record